Molecule: messenger RNA, 1688 nt
Organism: Rhodamnia argentea
Lineage: Eukaryota; Viridiplantae; Streptophyta; Magnoliopsida; Myrtales; Myrtaceae
Product: elongation factor 1-alpha-like
Exons: 3
Coding region: 63-1412 (449 amino acids)
Biological process (GO): translational elongation; translation
Molecular function (GO): translation elongation factor activity; GTP binding; GTPase activity
Source: RefSeq, a predicted model, not a curated record
CACCUGCUUCGCUCCUCUCAGCUCAUCAAACUUCGAAUCGAGGUCAACAGUAAAAGGCCAUAAUGGGUAAAGAGAAGGUUCACAUCAACAUCGUGGUCAUUGGCCAUGUCGACUCUGGCAAGUCAACUACAACUGGACACUUGAUUUACAAGCUUGGAGGAAUUGACAAGCGUGUGAUUGAGAGGUUUGAGAAGGAAGCUGCUGAGAUGAACAAGAGAUCAUUCAAAUAUGCUUGGGUGCUCGACAAGCUCAAGGCCGAGCGUGAGCGUGGUAUCACCAUUGAUAUUGCCUUGUGGAAGUUCGAGACCACCAAGUACUACUGCACUGUCAUCGAUGCUCCUGGACAUCGUGACUUUAUCAAGAACAUGAUUACGGGAACCUCCCAGGCUGACUGUGCUGUUCUUAUCAUUGAUUCCACCACCGGUGGUUUUGAGGCUGGUAUCUCCAAGGAUGGCCAGACCCGUGAACAUGCUCUCCUCGCCUUCACCCUCGGUGUGAGGCAAAUGAUUUGCUGCUGUAACAAGAUGGAUGCCACCACCCCCAAGUACUCUAAGGCUAGGUAUGAUGAAAUUGUGAAGGAAGUCUCUUCUUACAUGAAGAAGGUGGGAUACAAUCCUGAGAAGAUUCCUUUUGUCCCCAUCUCUGGAUUUGAGGGAGAUAACAUGAUUGAGAGGUCUACCAACCUUGACUGGUACAAGGGCCCAACAUUGCUUGACGCCCUCGACAUGAUUAAUGAGCCCAAGAGACCAUCUGACAAGCCCCUCCGUCUCCCACUUCAGGACGUGUAUAAGAUUGGUGGUAUCGGAACUGUCCCUGUUGGUCGUGUUGAGACUGGUGUUGUCAAGCCUGGUAUGGUUGUCACUUUUGGUCCCACUGGGUUGACCACCGAAGUUAAGUCUGUUGAGAUGCACCAUGAGGCUCUCCAAGAGGCUCUUCCUGGUGACAACGUUGGAUUUAACGUGAAGAAUGUUGCUGUUAAGGAUCUCAAGCGUGGCUUCGUUGCAUCCAACUCAAAGGACGAUCCCGCCAAGGAAGCAGCCAAUUUCACCUCCCAAGUUAUUAUCAUGAACCACCCUGGACAAAUUGGAAAUGGUUAUGCUCCCGUGCUUGACUGCCACACCUCCCAUAUCGCUGUCAAGUUUGCUGAGAUUUUGACCAAGAUCGACAGGCGAUCAGGUAAGGAGCUUGAGAAGGAGCCGAAGUUCUUGAAGAACGGUGAUGCUGGGAUGGUGAAGAUGAUUCCCACCAAGCCCAUGGUUGUCGAGACUUUCUCCGAGUAUCCUCCGCUUGGUCGUUUUGCCGUGAGGGACAUGCGCCAGACGGUUGCUGUUGGUGUCAUCAAGAGUGUCGAGAAGAAGGAUCCUUCUGGUGCCAAGGUCACAAAGUCUGCUGCCAAGAAGGGUGGCAAAUGAAAGAAGCCUAUGUAGCAUGAAGCUUUUAGUGUCCGUGGAGAAACCUGUGUGAACUCUCUAUCUGAACUCCUUUUCCUUUUAGUAGUUGUUUUUCUUGCUUUUGUUUUUUGUUUUCGCGGCAGCUGACAUCAAGUGUUUGCUAGUAUCUCCAACUAAUUCCCCUUGUAGGAAGGUGGUAGAGAAGGUAGCAAGAGCUUUGCUUGUUUUUGGUGUGUGUGUAGUUUUGAAGGCGAGACUGUUUUGUGAUGCAGUAAUGCUUUGGUUCCAAUUGCCUUG